GGUUCUUCCCAGCUGAGCUGGGCACUGGCCAGUGUCCUCUGUGUGUGUAUGUAUAUAUGCAUACUUUCUACUUCGUUCCUCCAUUCUUCGCCUCACUCAGCUCAUUGAGCUUCUUCCGUCCUGCUGCAAGUUCGACCCACGAGAUUGAUGCCAUUCGGGCGUCUUCCCAGCGCCAUUUGGAAGAAGGGAGGCAAGUGUUCAUAGAGAGAGAGAGAGAGAGAGGCAACACUCGGUAGCAGAGCCGCCCUUUCUCUCUCUACCCCCUCUUGGUUUUAAGAUUCCCAUCCAUGCCCAUCAAGAAACCGGGAGUGAUGUCUCCUCAUGGGAUCCUCUUCUGUCUCAUCGCCGUCUCCUUUCUCGCUAAUGCCGCCCGUCACACCGAAGCAGCUGCACCCCAAGGUAAUGCUGGGCCGGAGAUGGUGCCGAUGAUCGAAGAAGGGAAGAUGGAGAUGGUGGUGCUGAACGAGACGAGGAGGAAGCUCGGGAGCUUCCAGAUAUGCGCGCUGUGCACAUGCUGCGGAGGAGCAAACAGGGUGUGCUUGCCUUCUCCCUGCUGCUAUGCCAUCAACUGCAACAUCCCCAAUCGGCCAUUUGGGUUCUGCUCUUUCACCCCGAAGACCUGUAAUUGCUUCGGAUGCCAUCUCUGAGAAUCCGGUAUUAUCGAUUGCUCGGCGCCUUAUCCUAAGUAGGGAUUGUGGUGAGUGUGAAGUUUGGAAGAAUAUUUGUUGUUCUACUAGGCAGCUUUGGAUUAGUAUUAUAAGUUGGUAAUUGUCAUAUAUAGGGUAAUUGCUAGUUCCAUCCAGCUAAGGUUCUUGAUAUUCAUAUCAUAGCAGGAUAAAGUUUUCAUUUUUUUUUUCCUUCAAGAAAAUCACUUUGGGGGCAUGGAGAUUUUACUGGCAGUAGUAGCAAUAUGUUUGCCUGGAGUAAGCACUGGCAGGUUAGCAUCACAAUGAAACAUUGUCCUUGUUAUUCAAGCAAAUUGCGUCUAAUGCUAUUUUGUAAUCUCCCUCCC
This is a messenger RNA of Punica granatum (pomegranate), 1012 nucleotides long. Lineage: Eukaryota; Viridiplantae; Streptophyta; Magnoliopsida; Myrtales; Lythraceae. The record is from RefSeq and is a predicted model, not a curated record.